This is a messenger RNA of Phacochoerus africanus (Common warthog), 1346 nucleotides long. It is a transcript of the gene OSCAR, whose product is annotated as osteoclast associated Ig-like receptor. Gene Ontology annotation, cellular component: plasma membrane. Gene Ontology annotation, molecular function: collagen receptor activity. The record is from RefSeq and is a predicted model, not a curated record. The transcript has 5 exons. NCBI's taxonomy places the organism in Eukaryota, Metazoa, Chordata, Mammalia, Artiodactyla, Suidae. Bases 118 to 900 code for a protein of 260 amino acids.
UCUCCUCCCUUCUGUAAACCAGCCUCAGCCUUUCUGACGUUGGGUCACUUCCCAGAAGGAGAGAGGGCGCAGCUGAGCCCUGGCUCCUGUUCCUGCUCAAGCUGAGAUCUGCCCACCAUGGCCUUGGUGCUGCUCCUUCAACUGCUGACUGUCUGGCCGGCAGGUUGCGCAGACAUCACUCCAACUGUCCCCCCAGCCUCAUACCCCAAGCCGUGGCUAGAGGCUCAGCCCGCUGCAAUUGUGACCCCCGGAAUCAACAUCACCUUGAGGUGCCGGGCCCCCCAGCCUGCCUGGAGGUUUGCACUCUUCAAAUCCGGAGACGCGGCUCCUGUGCUUUACCGGGACGUGGCUUCGGAGCUGGCGGAGUUCUUCCUGGAGGAGGUGACCCCAGCCCAGGGGGGCAGUUACUGCUGCUGCUACGGAAGACUAAGCUGGGGGCCAGGGGUCUGGUCCCACCCCAGUGAUACCCUGGAACUGCUGGUGACAGACGAGCUGCCGCGCCCGUCGCUGGUGGCGCUGCCCGGGCCGGUGGUGGCGCCCUGGGCCAACGUGAGCCUGCGCUGCGCCGGCCGCGUGGGGGGCAUGAGCUUCGCGCUGUACCGCGUCGGCGUGGCGGCCCCGCUGCAGUACCGCCGCUCGGCGCAGCCCUGGGCCGACUUCCCGCUGCCCGGCGCCCGCGCGCCUGGCACCUACAGCUGCUACUACCACACGCCCUCCGCCCCCUACGUGCUGUCCCAGCGCAGCGAGCCGCUGGUCAUCAGCGCGGACGGCUCAGGCUCCUCGGACUACACCCAGGGCAACGUCGUCCGCCUGGGGCUGGCCGGUCUGGUUCUCGCCUUCCUGGGCACACUGGUCGUUUUCGACUGGCGCAGCCGGAGUCGCGCCCCUGGCAGCAUGUAGGCCUGAGUUCAGGGGACAGAGAAGACUUCCCGGAGGGGGUGGAGAAGAAGCCCGGAUGCCUUGGGUUGGGCGGACCCUUCCAGGAGCCCCACAGCCCUACCGGCUGAACCCAGCUUCCCCGGUAAUGACAACCUUGGCACCACGCCCUCCAUUUUCCUAUGGGUCACUUCCCAGGACUCUGAUUGAUGGGUGGAAGGCGCGAUCAGUGGCUAAGCCUUCCUAGCUAAGCGACACCUGAGUUCGAAUCCCAGUGCUGCUGCUCCCUCACUGGGGGAUAUUAGGAAAGCGGCCCUUCCCCAGCCUCGGUUGCUCUGGCUGUAAAAUGGGGCCACUGGGAUUGCCCACUUCCUAGGAUCGUUGUAGGAUUAAGUGGACAGUGCACAUGAAGGGUUUCAGUCAGUAACUGGCUCGUAGUUAAUGCGCAAUAAAUGUUACCUACCAUCUAA